Didymosphaeria variabile is the source of this 2853-nucleotide messenger RNA. RefSeq lists its product as uncharacterized. Gene Ontology annotation, cellular component: endoplasmic reticulum membrane. The transcript is spliced from 2 exons. The record is from RefSeq and is a predicted model, not a curated record. Gene Ontology annotation, biological process: maintenance of protein localization in endoplasmic reticulum. Bases 1 to 2853 code for a protein of 950 amino acids. NCBI's taxonomy places the organism in Eukaryota, Fungi, Ascomycota, Dothideomycetes, Pleosporales, Didymosphaeriaceae.
AUGAAUGGGACAGACACCAAGACGAACACUGAAGUCCAUGUAGUUGAGCAACUUCCCACGCCGACCCUGUCUCCGGAGCCGGAAGAUGAGGCCCCGCCGAUCUUGCAGACCGCCCAAUCGCUGUCGGACGGACUCUGUGAUAUCAAGACGAAUGGAAACGGCGCCUUGAGCCCCAGCGAUCACAGCCGGAGAACGAGCAACUAUGACGAAGCAAUCUUGUCGGAUACAAGCGAGAAAGGCAGACGAGUACCGCCAAUCCGAAGACCCGGCGAUGGAAGGCGGAGGAGCAGCGUCUCUGAGCAGGAGAAGCUCCUGAGGCUUAGUCCCAAGCAAAUUCAUGAAUUGACAAGCGAGCCCGCGAGUAUACCCGUGCGGGCAGCGACGCCCAUACAAGAGGAUGCACAGGAAGAGCAGGCGCCAGAUGAAGAGAGACCUGGGCGGGAAGCCAGCCGAGGACUGGGGGUUCAAUUAGAACCGCUUCGAGAGACCCAUGGCACACAGAGCAGAAGGAAGAGUCGCUCAAGGAGCAGGGAAACAAGACUUGAUAGGGAACUGGUGAUGGUCAAGGGCCAACAGCGACCUGCUUUGAGGGAAAGGUCUAUCACCACACCGACCGUUAUGCGGAGGAAGGAGUUAAGCCAAAAGAUACAGGGACAGGCGCAUGCGAACGAGGAAGACAAGCGGUCCUCAAGACAUGUCCCUCCACCGCUCAACUUGGACACUAGGGACACCAGGCAGAAUUUGAAGGCUCCGCCGCAGGAGAGACAUCGGGAUGUGCCGUCGCCCAUGCCUCAAGUUAUUCCACUCCCGCCCAUGUCUAUACCGACUUUCCUAUCGUUAGAACUGUCCGCCGACCGACCCUCUCCGCUGUACAUAUACCGACCUUCAACAGCCGACUUUCCUUACGAGUCUUCGAAAAUCAAGUAUGACCGCUUAGUCAACUUUCUACUUCUUCCGCCCAAGCUAGAAGCCAUACUGGCCUUCGGAACUUUGGCAUGUUUAGACGCCUGGAUGCAUACUCUUACCAUUCUUCCGCUCCGGUUUUUCCUCGCUGUAGGCAUUUUAAUGAAGUGGUGGAGUUCUGUAAUGGUCAAAGAGGUCAAGUUUGUAUACAAGGGUCUGCCUAGAUUAUGGAAACGAAGAAGACAGACAGAAGCAUCUACACCGACAUUGAACCCAUCUGCGGAGGAAGAGCCGCCAUCUCGGUCGCAAGGACCAUCAGCUUCAGCCUCCGCUUCCACGUCACCCAUUCCCAUCAGUGCAACUACAGCCAGGGAGAAUGACCGCACUGGAAUGAACUUCAGAUUUCCGGAUUCCAAGGAUGCUCCUCCACCCAAACGCACGCGUACGCGGUAUCGGCAUCGUCGCACAAUGUCAACGCCUUCCGCGCUAUUACCGAGUCACAAGGCUGAUAUGCUCAAAGGUGCCUUGGUCGUUGUCAGCUGUGUAGUUUUGAUGCGCUUUGAUGCCAGCAGAAUGUAUCACGGCAUACGAGGGCAAUCUGCUAUCAAGUUGUAUGUCAUAUACAACGUCCUCGAAGUCUGCGAUCGCCUCCUCUCUGCACUAGGGCAAGAUGUUUUGGAAUGUCUGUUCUCGCGUGAGACACUUGACCGCAACCCUGAUGGCCGAAGUAAGCUACUUCGACCUUUGUGGAUAUUUGUGCUCGCUCUGGUGUACAAUGUAGCUCAUGCGACUGCAUUAUUCUAUCAGGUCAUCACACUGAACGUUGCCGUCAACUCGUAUUCCAAUGCGCUCCUAACGCUACUCAUGUCGAACCAAUUUGUAGAGAUCAAAUCCACCGUCUUCAAGAGGUUUGAGAAGGAGAACUUGUUUCAGAUUACAUGCGCAGAUAUCGUUGAGCGCUUCCAGCUAUGGCUCAUGUUGCUCAUCAUCGCGAUGCGCAACAUUGUUGAAGUAGGAGGGCUCAGCAUUGGCGCACCUUCUUUCAGUAGCGUUUUCACGGGCGGGAACACGACGACUUCAGCUCCCUUGUCGGCCGCCAGCAUACUUCCGAUGAGUUUCACCAUCUUCCCAAAAUGGAUGGCCCAGGUAUUAAGUCCUUUCUUGUUGGUUCUGGGCAGUGAGAUGGUUGUGGACUGGUUGAAGCAUGCGUACAUUACGAAGUUCAACCAGACGAAGCCAGAGGUGUACGAGAAGUUCCUCGAUGUUCUGGCCAAGGACUACUACUCCGACGCCUUCGUAGACCAAAACCUUACACGCCGCCUUGGCUUACCAGUCAUUCCUCUCAGCUGCCUCUUUGUUCGCGCUGCAAUUCAAACAUACCAUAUGUUUAUCGCGACCCACAUGCCUGCCCCCUUUCCCAGCACGUCCACCUCGCUUGCUCCGAAUGAACCGCCUACAUCCUCACCAGCCACAACCGCGGCCCUCGCACACAUAGACCAGAUAUUCCGUCGCGCCCUCGGUCGCUCCAGCUUUGGCACUGGAUCCUUGAACUCCACCGCCCUACCCUGGUAUAGCUCCACCUGGACGCUCGACGACCUAAUUGCUGGCUCCACGAUGCUCAUCGUGUUCCUCAUCGCCUACCUGUUUUUCCUCGCUUUCAAGCUCCUGCUCGGGAUGUGUUUGCUCCGUGUCGCGCGUAACAGAUAUAGAGGCAUGAAGGAAAGGGAGCGCAUGAAUGUUGAGACGGGUGGGAAGAGGAUCGGUGGCUGGGGCGUGGUAGAUGUGGAUGAGGAGAAGCGGAGAUGGAUUUACAAUGACGAUCCGGAUGCAUUGAGGCGGCUGAGGGAGAGGGAUGAGAAAGGGAGACAGCAGGAAGAGAAAGAGAGGAAGGAGGGAACUACGUAUGGGCAUGUGUCGAGGUAUGCGAUGGUUGCGAAGAGGAUAUGGUAG